UUAACUUAGAUGAAACAAAUUGUCUGUUUUAUGCUGUAGCCUUUAUAUGAUCUGCACGGACCCCAGAUUUCGCGUUUUAUAUGUUGAUCGGUUGUACCUCACUAUUUAAUUCGCGAUAAUAUUGAGAAUAUUAAGAUUUAUAAAGCUGGGCCAUGAAAAAGGGAAAAAAAGACAGAAUUGUGCUGUGUGCUGUCGCAGGUAUAUUUUACGCUACAUCCGUCCUGGGACCCGCUAUGGGCUUUCUGCUUGGAGCAUUCUUCCUUUCAAAAUACACGGACAUAACUCUCGACUCUUCACAGCUAGGCAUAUCCUCUACAAGCAACACCUGGGUUGGCGCCUGGUGGCUCGGUUUCUUGGGAGCCUCUGUCACCACAUUCCUCAGCGCCUUUCCUAUGGCCAGCUUUCCCAGGUUCCUGCCAACUGCCCAGCAGAGGGCGAAGGACCUGUCCGAGUUACAGAAGAAGAAGGCGACGCAAACCCAGACUGCAGAAGCUCCCAAGAAUGCAGAGCCAGCUUUGGCUGCGCCGGAUGGCCAGGUUUAUCCAAAUCCCGACGCCGAGCCUGCGUCCGGAGCUCGUUCCGGAAAGGGAUCUCGGCGUUCAUCAGAAGACAAGGCCUUGCAGGAAGGACAAGUGGCGCCUGUUUCGCAGAACGCAGGCGCUCUGUCUCCGGACCAGUCGGAACGGAGCCUCCUAAACCACGUCAAGAGGCUCAUGUUGAACCCCACCUUCGUGUUCUUGACGUUGGCUGCGGCGGCGGAGACCAUGAUCGCGUCAGGACUUACAGGAUUUGCGACAAAGAUCUUCAUUGCCAUGUUCGGCAUCUCUUCCACCCGGGCGUCAAGUCUUUUAGGCAUGGUGGCCGUGCCGAGCGCGUGCGGUGGAACCCUGCUGGGCGGUUACGUGAUCACCAAGCUGAACGUGUCGUCGGCGACCAUCGUGCGAUACUGCGCCAUCCUCGCGCUCGUUCCGUGGUUCACGCUGUUCGUCUUCCUGCAGUCCUGUCCCAGCAAGUACAACGCGCUCGUCAAUCUCACCACCACGGCCGACACCCAGAAGCUCACAUUCCGCGACCUGGAGCGUGCCUGCAACAUUCGCUGCAACUGCUCGGGUGCCGUGUACGACCCUGUGUGCGGAACGGACAACUUGACUUACUACUCGCCCUGUCUGGCCGGCUGUGCGGACGUGAGGCGAGUUAAGAAAACCAAGGUACCAUUCCGGGGCCAAUAGUAUUUGGCUACUUGAUCGACCGCAGCUGCAUCUUGUGGCAAUUGACGUGCACCGGCGGCAGGGGCGCCUGCGCCAUCUACGAAAACAGCGCAAUGGGCGUCAACCUGUUCCGCGUCAUGAUCGUCGUCAAGUCGGCCUCCAUUUUGUUCUUCUUCUGCGCAUCGCUGAGCACCAAGUCUGAGGCACGCGCAACGUCUACUUCUCAACAGCGGGCGAGCACGCGUGGUGACAAUCCCCCCGAUAAAUUAGUCAAGUAUUCAGUGUCAGUACUGAACCGUUCCCGGAAAUGUCUUUAUUUUUCCUGCGAUAUGAAUGGCCGCUGUAAUGACAUUUGUAUGAUUUGGCGCGGGAAAUUGAAAUAUGUAGCAGUGCUAAGGGGAAUGACAAAGUGUACAGAAAUAAUGAAAAGGAGAAAAAUGCGCCGCAGGUGGUUACACUCAUUUCAUUUCAUUGUACAGAAGAAUAUUUUCGGCCAGAAAGACUUUCAAACCAGUUACAAUUGCAACUGGUUUGAAAGCACUCAAAGCUUUCAAGUGUUUUCUUCUUAAAAAAAGACAUAAAUGAAACUGGAUUUUCGUGAAUAACGCACAUAUAGACGAAUCUCUUAAAGGGCUUCCUCUUUGGCAAUGAUAACAUCACGAUUAUAUUGUGGCGUGAACUGGUUGAGCUAACGCUGAGAAACUCCGUGCACGAAAUGCGCAUGGAAUACCAUUGUUAUUAACGUGUAACACACGUUCGCAACCCUUGUGACGCUAGCAUGCAUUUAAUCCAGAGGCUCACUCUUUGCAGCCAGGAAACGGACUUUAUGACGUUACCGCAGUGAACAGACAGAGUCACCGAUCUCGAUACGUGCUCUAUAGGAGGAUGUGCUACAGCGGUCGCGCAAGCUUGAAAAACUGAACAAGUCGCAUACAACGCAUUGCGCAACUUGUUUCUCCAUGCUGUACUGGCAGCAUUGCCAUGUCGGAAAUCUCCAGGCGGCUUUGUUUCCUGGAAAUUGCCAAAGUCACGUAUUGUCACUU
Molecule: messenger RNA, 2251 nt
Organism: Dermacentor andersoni
Lineage: Eukaryota; Metazoa; Arthropoda; Arachnida; Ixodida; Ixodidae
Product: solute carrier organic anion transporter family member 4A1-like
Biological process (GO): sodium-independent organic anion transport; transmembrane transport
Cellular component (GO): basolateral plasma membrane
Molecular function (GO): protein binding
Source: RefSeq, a predicted model, not a curated record